Molecule: messenger RNA, 302 nt
Organism: Staurois parvus
Lineage: Eukaryota; Metazoa; Chordata; Amphibia; Anura; Ranidae
Source: the annotation of a GenBank genome assembly
CAGAAAGAACAGUAAAAAUGCAGGCAGGGCGCCGGACAAAGCACUCGGGACAAAAUGUAUGUGAAAUGGUCACUUUUAAAAUCUUUGAAUUUCCCGCCGGUUCCGUCCCCCGUACGUCCCGAUGCUCGCAGGGAACGGAACCCGGAAGACGGAUGGCGACAUCAGCCGGAGGACAUGGCUGGGGACGCUGCAGGGGGAACAUCGUGGGAGCGAAGGACAUGGUAAGUGAUCGAGGGAAUCCCUGAGCAACACUGCAAGGUAUUCCCGAGUGUAGCUCGGGGUUACCGCAUUUGGUACUGAAA